AUGGUAAAGAAGAUUAAAGAAUGGAGCGAAAAAAUUAACAGAUGUUCCCAAGAUCAACAUCCAGCUGAUUUGUUAAUGAAUGGAAAAUUUGGAAUCAUAGAACUACCACCAGUUGUGUCCAAUACAGUAUGUCCUGAAAGUCCACCACAAGUAUUUUCCCAUACAGUUGGUCCAGCAGGGGAUGCAAGUACAACUGACAAAACAGACAGUUACAACACAACAAUGCCAAUAGAUGAUUUAAAGGGGGCAUCUGGAGUAAAAAGACAGAUUACUGAUGACCAUGCACAUUACCAUAGAAAUGGCAGUCCUUCAAAUGACCAUGACCAUGAGUAUAUUUGUAAAUUGUUAACAGAAGAAAACGAGGAAGAAGAAGAUGAACAGGAAUGCAUUGAUCGUACAAAAAUAAUUACAGAUAUGUUGACUAUAACGAGUAACAAAGAUUAUGACUAUGCCAGUUUAUUACGAACAAGUACCCAAAGAGACCUGAGUGAACAAGAUAUUUUUAUGGCCAUUAUUCAGGAAAUGAAAGAGCGGUAUUAUUAACACUCUCAUUUAGUCAUUUCAUAAUUAAUACAAUACAAAUGAUUAAGGUUAAGUGGCAUGAUUGUCAAUGAAACUCCAAAUGUUGAUAUACAUGUAUAAUAUGUGAACAGUGACAGUUAACUGUAAAGCUUUUUACAACGAUCAGACUGAUUAUUAUUCAUACUGCAUGUGGUACAUAAUAAGCGGAAAA
This is a messenger RNA of Mytilus trossulus (common blue mussel), 733 nucleotides long. RefSeq lists its product as uncharacterized. The record is from RefSeq and is a predicted model, not a curated record. NCBI's taxonomy places the organism in Eukaryota, Metazoa, Mollusca, Bivalvia, Mytilida, Mytilidae. The transcript has 5 exons. Bases 1 to 543 code for a protein of 180 amino acids.